AUUCGUCUUCCCAACCAACAAGGCCAACGAGGCAACUUCUUUCAUGGCCUCGCAUCAUAUUUCGCUGGCCAAAGCCGCAUUUGGCGCGUCUUUGUUUCGUGCCGAUGUCACCAAAGUAACCCGAGAGGACUUGACAAAAUUUCAUGAUGUCUUCGAUGCCACUCUCGCUUGCUGUUCCAGGCAGAAUAUUCAGGUCUGAAUGAGUCCAGCAUGACUCUGAAAUUCAUGGAUUAGAUUGACUGAAGACUUAUAGACAUGCAAGGAAUGGCUUCUCGAAAAUGUAGUAGUAUCUUCAGCAAGGACUGCUGCAUUUGGAAAAUUCCUGGCCUCGGUCUCUAAACAUCUUACAUCGUCAGCGAACGACAAUGCGAGCCACAGUCUACAAAGACGACGACUACAUAUCAUAUACCUGCUGAAUGACCUUCUACAUCAUGGAAAAUACCACACAUCCGAGUCCCACUAUCAGACCAAUCUUACAGAGUCUUUGGGACCUUACCUACAUGAAAUGUUUCAAUUAGCUGCCAAAGAGGCAAAAACAAAAGUCACAAGGCGACUGCAAGAUAUCGUAAAGAUAUGGAAAGAGGCAGGCUACUUCAAAGAUAAUGUCCUUCUGAAAUUGUUGGAUCCCGCAGACGUGAAGACUCAGGAGACUGUACAUGAAACCCAAGGACAGGCAAAAGGCGGCAGUUGCAGCAAAGAAUCGCCAUUCAUACUUCCAGCUACGCAUGGAGAUCCUUCAGCUCCCUUUUGGGAUUUACCGGCAGGAAAUCUUAUGCCGCAUAUCGUGCCGAAUAGUUUACAGCCUAUCCGCUCCGAGCAAAUGCGCGCAUUGCAGCUUUCAUCUGGCCCAGCUGACGACAGUCUCGUCAAUGCCUUGAAAGACUUCUUAGAAGAUGUCAAAAGUAUGGACGAUGCCAUUUCUGAGCUCGAGGACAAGGGUGUGAAAGUUGAUGUCGAUGACAUGGGUCAGAUAUCAUAUCGCAGCGAGACUGGGGACCUUGUCGGCGACACUUACUACGGCUGGUCUCGAUCCUUUUGCGAAAAAAUGAGAAAGCGGGACUUAUCUGAGGAUGGUGCUUCCCAAAGCAGUCGCUCACGAGAUUCACGCAGAAGCCGUAGUCGCGUUGCUUACAAACGACGACGUUAUAGCGACUCCAGUGAUGACCGAUCGAUGCGGUCCUCCAGCAGAUCACUCUCCAGACACCGAAAUGAAAAUGACCGACGCCGUCCGAGCACGAGUAGAAGCCGAGAUUACAGCCCUGCACCUGCUCUACAGAAGAAGAGCCAUACGUCGAAUACUGAAGGAUGCCGUUUGCAUAUAGGCAAUCUCCCCUACGCGGCAACUGAAUCUGACCUCAAGUCAUUCUUUAUGGAUUACGAUGUUGCCUCGGUCUUUCUUCCCAUCAACCCACGAACCAAUCGACCUGCGGGUUAUGGCUUCGUCAAUCUACAAACUGCUUCUCAAGCAGAAAAUGCGAGUCGAAGCCUCUCUGGAAAGGAAAUUCUAGAUCGGAAAGUCUCGGUACAGAUUGCUCGCCCGUCCGACCAAGCUGGUCACAACGACGAUGGUCUGCGAUCAAGAUCUCCUCCAUAUCCACACAAUGGAGGUUUCCACGCAUUUGGCCAACCGCAGCGAUCAGAUUUGAUACCUCCAGUAAACAGCGCGCCUCUCCUUCCUCCUCAUCCAUUGGAUCAGGCCUACCCAAGACCACCGCCUUUCCAACCUGGAAGCUUUCCUGUACCGCCACCGAACUGGCAAGGCCCGUGGCCUCCUCCACCUCCUCCGCCGCCGUCUUAUCUCGCGGGAAAUCCGCCUUUCAGCUCGCUUCCAUUGCUACCUCCACCAGCCCCGUCAACCUUCCCACCUCAGUCAGAUACCUGGUCAUCGUACGCACCUCCGUCGCAGUCAUCUCAUCGGAACGACAGGGGAGGGCCACGUUAGUAGAGUUGAAUAAGACCUUGUCGCACCAUUAAGACGGCUUCCACAUAAUAAUCAUGACAUGCAAUGUUUAUUGGCUAGGACCGGGCUUAUGUGUACGACAGUGGGACAUUACAAUAAAGCUGCGGCAUUGGCGUUAGACUAAGACUGCAGUGGCUUGUGGUGCCGCUCUUUCGGACAGCAGGAAAGGCCUCUCUCUGUGCCUACACGGGAAGUCUUCUCCAAUAAUUGAAAGGACUGGCUGCAGGAGAGGGCUCAUCUGAAUCAUACCUAUUGGGGGGGACGGGAAAAAUCAUUAUGUCCUCGCAGAUAUGCUUCCGCUCCGUCAUGUCGUACUCGUAUGUGUGCUUCUCUCUGCCAUGCGACUUUUUUUUACCUUACUCGUACGACAAAUAACAGUUCGCAAUACUUUUUCUUGAAGUAUGCGGUAUGGAUAUCUAUGGGUACUCGUCUGAACAUUCUCAUCAUCGGUUGGUUCGGCGCAAUGUUCAAGGCCCCGAGGUAGAAAAUGGUGAGUUGUUGUGGUCGGUGCGCAUACUUGUUCAGACUCACGUACACGUUAUUCUCGUUGGUAUUUGCGCUUUGAACUGUCAUGCGUAUCAAGUGGGGAUGUUUUCUUCCCGAUCACGUCUUGGUUGCAUCAAAUGGCUAUUGCCACUCGGGAGGUCUUGACUCGAUGUUGACAACUGGUUCCAGACUCCCAUAAAGUGAGACUGAAGUGAUGUUCCGUGACCCAUACUCGUGCCUAAGGUUCUCGUAGGAGUGACGAGUCAUCUGAAGAGUGAUCUACAAGGGUUCUGCACUGUAGUGGUCGUGCGACAGAUGGGAAAAUGAAAAUUGCCAUGAUGAUGUCGAUGGAUAAGGGUCCUUUGUCCAUGUUCAUGAGGUCAGUUGUACGAGUACGAGCUUGACGAGUUGCAGGCGCAAGGCUGGGAAGACAAGGCAGCAAAUCAACGAGCAGCUUUGGGGUUUCAGAAAUGCUUGUCCGACGUCAUACGUUGAAUCUUCCCAACCUUACUG
Exophiala oligosperma is the source of this 2959-nucleotide messenger RNA. RefSeq lists its product as hypothetical. Gene Ontology annotation, molecular function: RNA binding. The record is from RefSeq and is a predicted model, not a curated record. Lineage: Eukaryota; Fungi; Ascomycota; Eurotiomycetes; Chaetothyriales; Herpotrichiellaceae. The transcript is spliced from 2 exons. Gene Ontology annotation, cellular component: perinuclear region of cytoplasm. Gene Ontology annotation, biological process: intracellular calcium ion homeostasis. Bases 506 to 1942 code for a protein of 478 amino acids.